GCCCCACCUCAGAGCCCGCGGCCCGCGGAGCGCGAGCGACGCAGGUGCCGGAGCUUCGCCGCCGCCAUCUCUGCCUUCCGUGUGGGUUAGACGCCGGCGGCGAGGUCUCCUUCCUGCUUUGGAAACCGAACGGACUGCGACGUGAAACCAGUAAGCCCCGGGGCUCCGGGAAGGAUUUGCGGGUUUGGCCGACCGGAGAACAAACUUGUGCCGCAGGGGCGGUUUAAAUGCCAGCCUCUCUCUUCCGCCUUCUCCCGCUCUCCCCCGGCAGAUGUAAGAAACCAAAACAAAGUAACAAACCCAAUCCCAACCAAAGCGCUUAUUUAACGGGAUUAGUAGAGGUGAGGAAAAUAGACCUGAGGAAUCAUCGGAAACCCCAGGUAUGGUGAGGCUGUCUAAGAAACUGGUUGUUGCUGGGGCUGUUUCUAGAACUUGUGUUUGCAAACAGGCGAGCCGGCGCUGUGAAGCCUAAGACUUCCUUCUGCUGAGGGGCUGCCUGGAAUGUCCUCUGUGAACACGUAUUUCCGUCUACUUCCCUGAAGUAAGAUGAUUUGCCAAAAAUUCUGUGUGGCUCUGUUACAUUGGAAAUUUAUUUAUUUGAUAACUGCAUUUAACUUGGCACAUCCAGUUACUCCCUGGAGAUUUAAAUUGUUGUGCAUGCCACCAAAUACAACCUAUGACUUUCUCUUGCCUGCUGGAAUCUCCAAGAACACUUCAAAUGUGAAUGAACAUUAUGAGGCAGUUGUUGAAGCUAAAUUUAAUUCAAGUAGUACCUAUUUUUCUAAUUUAUCUUCCAAAACAACUUUUCACUGUUGCUUUUGGAGUGAGGAAGAUAAAAACUGCUCUGUACAUGGAGAUGGCGUGGAAGGGAAGGCAUUUGUUUCAACAGUGAAUUCUUUAGUUUUUCAACAAAUAGGUGCAAACUGGAACAUACAGUGCUGGAUGAAAGAGGACUUGGAAUUACUCAUCUGUUCUAUGGAGCCGCUAUUUAAGAAUCCUCCCAAGACUUACGACCUUAAGGUCCAUCUUUUAUAUGUUCUGCCUCAAGUGUCAGAAGAGUCACCUCCGGUCCCCCAGAAAGGCAGUUUUCUGACUGUUCAGUGUAACUGCAGUGUUCAUGACAGCUGUGAAUGCCAUGUGCCUGUGCCCACAGCCAAACUCAACCACACUCUUCUUAUGUAUUUGAAAAUCACAUCUGGUGGAGUAAUUUUUCAAUCACCUCUAAUAUCAGUUCAACCCAUAAAUGUUGUGAAGCCUGAUCCACCAUUAGGUUUACACAUGGAAAUCACAGACACUGGCAACUUAAGGAUUUCUUGGUCCAGCCCAACAUUGAUACCAUUUCAACUUCAAUAUCAAGUGAAAUACUCAGAGAAUUCUUCAACAAAUAUGAGAAAAGCUGAUGAGACUAUCUCAGCUACAUCUCUGCUGGUAGACAGUGUGCUUCCUGGGUCUUCAUAUGAAGUUCAAGUGAGGGGCAAGAGACUGGAUGGCCCAGGACUCUGGAGUGACUGGAGCGCCCCCCUUAUCUUUACCACACAAGAUGUCAUAUACUUUCCGCCUAAAAUUCUGACAAGUGUCGGGUCCAAUGUUUCUUUUCACUGCAUUUAUAAAAGUGAAAAUGAGAUUGUUUCCUCAAAAAAGAUUGUUUGGUGGAUGAAUUUGGCUGAGAAAAUUCCUCCAAACCGGUAUAAUGUUGUGGGUGACCAUGUUAGCAAAGUUACUUUUCCUAAUUUGAAUGCAACCAAGCCUCGAGGGAAGUUCACCUACGAUGCAGUGUACUGCUGCAAUGAGCAUGAAUGCCACCAUCGCUAUGCUGAAUUAUAUGUGAUUGAUGUCAAUAUCAAUAUAUCAUGUGAAACUGAUGGGUACUUAACUAAAAUGACUUGCAGAUGGUCAACCAAUGCAAUCCAAUCACUCGUGGGAAGUACUUUGCAGUUGAGGUAUCAUAGGAGCAGCCUUUACUGUUCUGAUGUUCCAUCUAUUCAUCCCACAUCUGAAUCCAAAGAUUGCCAUUUGCAAAGAGAUGGUUUUUAUGAAUGUGUAUUUCAGCCAAUCUUUUUAUUAUCCGGCUAUACCAUGUGGAUUAGAAUCAAUCACUCUUUGGGUUUACUCGACUCUCCACCAACAUGUGUUGUUCCUGAUUCUGUGGUGAAGCCACUGCCUCCAUCCAGUGUGAAAGUGGAAAUUACUGUAAAAAUUGGAGUAUUGAAAAUAUCUUGGGAAAAGCCAGUCUUUCCAGAAAAUAAUCUUAAAUUCCAGAUUCGCUAUGGCUUAAGUGGAAAAGAAGUACAAUGGAAGAUGUAUGAGGUGCAUGAUGCCAAAUCCAAUUCUGCCAGCGUCCUGGUGCCAGACCUGUGUGCCGUCUAUACUGUCCAGGUGCGCUGUAAGAGGCUGGAUGGGCUGGGAUAUUGGAGCGAUUGGAGUAGUCCAGCCUACACAGUUGUCACAGAUAUAAAAGUUCCUACCAGAGGCCCCGAAGUUUGGAGAAUAAUUAAAGAAGAUACCACUAAAAAAGAGAGAAAUGUGACUUUACUUUGGAAGCCUUUGAUGAAAAAUGACUCAUUGUGCAGUGUAAGAAAAUAUGUGGUAAAACAUCAUACUUCCCGCAAUGGAACAUGGUCAGAAGAUGUGGGAAAUCAUACUCAGUUCACUUUCCUGUGGACAGAGCAAGCACAUUCUGUUACAGUUCUGGCUGUCAAUUCAAUUGGUGCUUCUUUUGUGAAUUUUAAUUUAACAUUCUCAUGGCCUAUGAGCAAAGUAAAUACCGUGCAGUCACUCAGUGCUUAUCCUUUAAACAGCAGUUGUGUGAUUCUUUCCUGGAAGUUAUCACCCAGUGAUUACUCUCUGAUGUAUUUUAUUACUGAGUGGAAAAUUCUUAACGAAGACAGUGAAACUAAAUGGCUCAGAAUCCCUUCAUCUGUUAAGAAGUAUUAUAUUCAUGAUCAUUUUAUCCCUAUUGAGAAGUAUCAAUUCAGUCUUUAUCCAGUAUUUAUGGAAGGAGUGGGGAAACCGAAGAUAAUUGAUAGUUUUACCCAAGAUGAUAUUGAAAAACGCCAGAAAGAUGCAGGUCUAUAUGUAAUUGUACCAAUAAUUAUUUCCUCUUCAAUCUUAUUGCUUGGAACAUUAUUAAUAUCACACCAAAGAAUGAAAAAGAUGUUUUGGGAAGAUGUUCCAAACCCCAAGAACUGUUCCUGGGCGCAAGGACUUAAUUUUCAGAAGAGAACGGAUAUUCUUUGAAGCUUAAUCAUGAUCACUACCGAUGAACCCAGUUCUUCCCAACAUUCUCUAGAGUAUUAGAAGAUUUUCACAUUUUGAAGAAGGGGAGACAAAUCUAAAAAAAAUAUUUGGUUGAACUAUUGAGAAUUAAAAUAUGGUGGAUGAUGCUGAUUUAGAACUUAAAAUAGAAGGGUAAAUUUGGGGUCAAGAUGUAGGUCUAAGUCCAUUGCAGUUUGAAUAUAUGAUUAUUUUUCAGGUCACCUCAAGUUUAACAAGUAAUUAAUAUUCAUUGUGUCUGGCUUUUGAUUUGUCAUUUGUGUGGUGGUCAUAAAACAUUAAAAAUUGUGACUGUUGGUUGUUCUUCCCAUGUAUCUAUUAGAUAUUAUCAGAUAUGUAGUAGACAAUGUUGUAACUAGAUGAAAGCUACAACUUCUGACACACCAAACACAAUGAAUCUAAUUAUAAAAUACAGUAAAACUAGUUAAUAUUUUCAUGUCCAAAAUUUUCCAUUUUAUAUUUUUUUAUAGAUAGCUGAGCUUAUAAACUGACCCACUUAGGUGUUGUUUUGAAUGUCUUGUAGCUUUUAUGCCUAUCUAACUUUGAUCAGUCUGGGAAUUUCCAUCUUUGGUAUCCUUGCAAAUGGCUUAUGUGCUAACUUCUUUCAGUACAAAGAAAGCCAGAAGUUAGAGUUUGUGUUGGUCACAGGCCAAUGGAAGUUACAGUUCAUAUCAGGAUGACCUGACAUAUCGAGGUCAGACUGACCAGAUCAGAAAACACAUCAGUCUCCAAUUCAGCCUCUUUGUGAAAUUCCUUCUUAAAUUUAUUUACACUGAACCACCCAGAGCUUCUGGCAGGCAGAGAAGUACACAGUGAUGCAAAAAGGGAGCUUUUACAAAAAGUUCAUGGCAAGGAUAGGACAUUUCUCCCUGAAAAAAAAAGACCCUUGCUAUCUCUAUGAUGCUAGCAUACUAAGUGUGUUAUGUUGCUCACAUUCAAAAUAAACCAAAGCCUGUGUUUGAUUAACAUAAAUAAUAUUCAAAUUUAGGCUAAAAUUAGAUCACUUACACUUAGAUUUUACUCAUAGCUACCAAAAAAGACACUAAAAAUGAGGAAGAAUGUGUCCUUUUCCCCUUCAUUGACUUUGAGUAGGUUAUCAUUGGAAUGUAAAAUCUAAGUGUAAAAUUAUGAAAGGAUAUUCUUUAAUUCCUGCCAGACUAAAUACAUAUUUAAUAUGUUCCCAGACUCUUCUAAAAUCUUUAAAAAUUAGGUUCAUAUAAUGAUUAAAAUGAUUUUUUAAUACACAUACUUUUAAUAAAGGUUUGUGACCCAUUGAUGAAAUAUACUUUCAUAAUAUAUGGGUAUGUGAUUUCUUAUUAUCUUCCAUCUGAAUGCAUUUGAAGACAUAUAAAUUAUCUGGUAUCAAUAAUUAGUUACCAGUUAUAAGGUUUUAGAGGACAUGAAGUAUGCCAGAGACAUCAUCUGAAGAACAUAAUGUGCAUCUGCAUGCUGUUGCCUAUUUGUGUGUAUUUUUUGUUUUCAUGUUGAUAGCAUGUAAUUCCUUUAUUUGGUGAUCUUAAUUUCUAGGGUUCAUUUAAAUUUUAAGAAAUUCAAAACACUCAGAGUAGUAAGUUUAAGAAAAAACAAAAUGAGCAAGUAGAUAUUUGAAGCAAAUCAUAAAUCGAAUGAUAAAUUUCUGUCAGAAAAAAGGCGUAGGAGCAGUUUUCAUCUAUUAUGUUCAUAAGUAACAGAGAAGGUUGUGGUAACAUGAUUAUCAUUAUGCAGCAUUGAGUAUCUAUAUAAAUAUAUUCCAUUUUUUAUUAUACUUAGCAUUUGGUAUAUUUAUUCUUUAUGGUUUAUAAUCACCAAUAUAUUCAUUUAAGAGUUUAGAACUAUGCUAAUGAAUUGUUUUUAUAUGGAACAUAUUUGCUAUUAUGAAGAAUAGUUGGGUAUACUGUUAUUUCAGGCAAUAAAUUUAAAUUCAUUCUAGUAUUUUAAAAAUUGUAAAAUUCAAAAGGUCAAUCACAUGUAUGAUUUACAAAUUGAACACAUUUUCAGUAGCACUUCAUUUAGUUGCAUUAAUUUUUCAAUGUGAUGUGUCCACAGUGUUCUUUAUUUUGAAUUUAUUUUUUCAAAAUGUUUACAUUGUAUGAGUUGAGCUUUUUACAUGCAGAUUCUUGAUUUGUAGCUGCUUGGCAGGGUUUUUUGUUGUGAUGUAACCAGCAUUCUUAUAAAAGAUAUGAUGGCA
Molecule: messenger RNA, 5461 nt
Organism: Hyaena hyaena (striped hyena)
Lineage: Eukaryota; Metazoa; Chordata; Mammalia; Carnivora; Hyaenidae
Gene: LEPR
Product: leptin receptor
Exons: 20
Coding region: 547-3237 (896 amino acids)
Biological process (GO): cytokine-mediated signaling pathway
Cellular component (GO): external side of plasma membrane; membrane
Molecular function (GO): cytokine receptor activity; protein binding
Source: RefSeq, a predicted model, not a curated record